This is a messenger RNA of Eimeria maxima, 510 nucleotides long. RefSeq lists its product as hypothetical. The transcript has a single exon. The annotation marks the transcript as partial. NCBI's taxonomy places the organism in Eukaryota, Apicomplexa, Conoidasida, Eucoccidiorida, Eimeriidae. The record is from RefSeq and is a predicted model, not a curated record.
AUGGGCAGCGGCAGGAGGCGUCGAGCUGGGGAGGAUGGGAAGGCUCGGAAGAAGAGCAAGAAGCACAGCUCCUCUUCUCCGGGGGCCCCGUCAAAGGCUCCUGGGGCAGACAAGACAGCCGGAGAAACUGCUGCUACUAAGCUCUCCAAAAAUGAGGGUAGCCAGCCCGGCAAACCACCGACGCAGCAGCAGCAGCGGCGCUCCUCGCUCUCCUCCCGUAGCUCCGGGAGUCGAUCCCGAUCCCGAUCGCGAUCACGAUCCCAGACGCCAGCACCCCAGGAAAAAUCCAGCGAAAGCGACAACUUUUGGGCCAAGCAGGCCUCUGCCUGGGUCUCCAACAAGACCUCCGAGCAGGGCCCCACAGCUCUCAUGGCCCUGAUAGCGACGCAGGCAGCGGUUCAGAUGGCUUCCCAGGCAGAGGGCAGCAACCAGGGGGGCCUCCCUGGCUCCAGGGGUUCUAGAGGAGGCGCUGCUGGGGCCCCCCCGCCCCCUCCCCCCCCUUUCGGGCUG